GUAGAAGACUGGUAUGUGCUUUAUAAGACAAGCGCUAACGCUGAUUUCGGAGGAUCAGACGCGCUAUGCAUGAGAUACACAGUGCAGGAAUUCCAUCCGAUCGAACAAAAAGCGACCUUCAGAGUACGUUCCCUACCAAAUACCGAAAGAACUGAAACAGUGAUGUAUUAUUCACGACAAGGCGAGCAGUACAAAACAAUAAUGGAAACGUUCAAUGGACAUGACCCAGCGGCGAGGCGAGACCACGUGCUCUUUUCGGACUGCAGAAACUGCAAACUUGUUGCUUCACUUUCAACUCAAAACAGCACAGAGUGCGUCCUGUACUCGCCAGCAAGCGCCCUGUCCAGACCGAUACUGCACUGUCAUUUCCUCUACGAUCUUUUCUGCGGCACAGACCGGAAGCUCAGCGUGUCUAACGACACGUGUCUGCGGGCGUCCUCUUGACAUCAUGCUCCAAGUGCUGUCAUCAAUGCAUGCAUGCUCAUUUUCGGGGCAUAUCUAUCAUUGAUGUGCAUGCUGUAGUGCGGACAUGCAAUGUGCUAAAAUUAGUUUUCAUGCGUUCCCACAGUUUCCAUGGGCUGUAUAUGUUCUAUAUAUAUAUAUAUAUA
This is a messenger RNA of Dermacentor andersoni, 608 nucleotides long. The record is from RefSeq and is a predicted model, not a curated record. NCBI's taxonomy places the organism in Eukaryota, Metazoa, Arthropoda, Arachnida, Ixodida, Ixodidae.